Oryzias melastigma (Indian medaka) is the source of this 9268-nucleotide messenger RNA. It is a transcript of the gene gpr158a, whose product is annotated as G protein-coupled receptor 158a. The record is from RefSeq and is a predicted model, not a curated record. The transcript is spliced from 12 exons. Gene Ontology annotation, molecular function: G protein-coupled receptor activity. NCBI's taxonomy places the organism in Eukaryota, Metazoa, Chordata, Actinopteri, Beloniformes, Adrianichthyidae. Gene Ontology annotation, biological process: G protein-coupled receptor signaling pathway. The coding region runs from base 600 to 4490 and encodes 1296 amino acids. Gene Ontology annotation, cellular component: membrane.
AAAAAUCCUUCACGCUUUCAUCAUCACAGGUAAUGCAACUUUUCUAGUUUUGAGCUUAAUUUUCUUCACUUGUGUCCUCCAUCAUGAGAAAAAUGCUACACAAACACAGUUUUCAUGGACGUGAUGAUUAAUGAAUCAGUCUGGAUCUCGUCUGGAGCGGAUCCUGAUGCUCCUGGUUUCUGGGGGCCACCUUCAUGACCGCCUCUGGACGGAAGAGGGCGGAGUGCGUUUGUCAUCCGACUGAGGUGCUCCCUGACUCGGUGCUUCCUAAAAAACAUAUAGGAACACAAUCAUAACAACCCCUCCCUCCUUCCCUCCGCGGAGUCUGGGGGGAGCAGGUCCGCAGCAGCAGCGAAGCCUCGCAGUCUGAGUGGAUGAGGGAGGCGGAGGAACAGCUGCCAGCGCAUCCUCAGCAUCAACAAGCUGGAUGAGGAGGAGAGGGGGGGUCCUGCUGCUUCCUCAGCAUCAGAAUUUACAGAAACCCCCCCACAAGUGCUGCUCUAGCGGAGCCCCCCGGCAGGUUUCCUCUCUUCUCUUCAGCUUGACGACGCCGUGAAUCCGAGCUGCCUCCGCGGACGCGCGCGGCUCUGCGGGGGGAGAUGGCGGUUUUCCGGCUGUCGCUGCUUCUGCAGGUGGGCUUUGUGAUCGGAUCCGAUCCCACAUACGCGGAUUGGUCGGAGGCGGUGGCGCACGGGCGGCAGCUGGCGCAGCUCCGCGCGCCGGAGACGGCGCCGCUGCCGCAGAAGACGGAGGCGCACCUUCCCGGGGUGGUCACGGCGUUUCUGCACACCGGGGACUCGUCCGCCCUGAAGCGCGCCAACUGCUCGCAGAAAUACGAGCUCACCUCUCUGCGGGGAAGGUCACGCGCCGCCCCGCACCUGUCCAUGAGCAGCGUGCUGGACACGGUGCUGCACGCCACCAACUUCCUCAACACGAUCCUGCAAGCCAACAGGUCCAGGGAGCACCACCCGCGCAGGGACAUGGAGUGGUACCACGCGCUCGUGCGCAGCAUCCUGGCGGGAGACACCAAGAUUCACCGCGCGGUCGUCACUUUUGGCGGGGAUUCCUCCCUGGCGGGGCCCGCGGUGCUCCUCCAGGCCACCAGAUCCGGCGGGGAGAUAGUCCUCCAGGACCUGUCACACCGCCAUCUGCACAACCGCAGCGCGGACACGGAGUGGUUCCACGAGAUGAAGGACAUCAAGACCCCCACUUUCCAGAAGAGGGGUCACGUCAGAUCCUCUGUGAGCGUCCCGGACAGAACGCACGUCAGGUGGUCUGCGCCCUACCUGGAGUGUGAAAACGGGAACUACGUCCCCCAUUGGCUGCUGACUCUGUCAGCUGCUUUCUACGGGCUCAAGUCAGACCUGGUUCCCGAGUUCAGGGGUGUCGUGCGCGUGGACGUUAAUCUGCAGGACGUCGACAUCGACCAGUGCUCCGCCGACGGCUGGUUUGCUGGAACCCAUCGAUGCAACCUGACCACCAUGGAGUGUUUGCCGCUGCGAGGUCACGGCUUUGUGCUGGAUAAAUACCAAUGCCACUGCAAGAAAGGCUUCUACCAUCCCAGCAGAGUGGCGGUCAACGGCUUCACCAAGUCGGGGCGGAAGGCAGACGCCGCAGAAGGCGGUGCCGGCGUGGACGAGGGCUCCUCCAGCGACUGCCUGCCGUGCCAGCAGGGCUGCACCUACUGUAAGGACGACGCCCCCUGCGUGGCUCAGGAGGACGGGGUCCUGCGGCUGGCCGUGCUGUCCUUCCAGUGCCUCUGCAUGCUGAUCGUCUUCAUCAGCAUGGUGCUGGUUUACCACUUCCGAAGGAACAAAAGCAUCCGGGCGUCGGGUCUCGUCCUCCUGGAGGCCAUUCUGUGUGGAGCUCUGCUUCUCUACUUCCCGGUGGGGAUUCUGUAUUUCCAGCCCAGCGUUUUCCGCUGCAUCCUCCUGCGUUGGGUCCGUCUGCUGGGCUUCGCCACCGUCUACGGGACGCUCACCCUGAAGCUGUACAGAGUCCUGAAGGUGUUCCUGUCCCGCACGGCCCAGAGGAUCCCCUACAUGACCAGCUGGCGGGUGCUGCGUCUGCUGGGCAUCAUCCUGCUCAUCGUCCUGUGGUUCCUGGUGGCUUGGACAUCUGCCGUCUGUCAGAACCCAGACAGGAAGUUGGCUCUGAUCGACGUGGGCAGCACGCCCGAUGGGCUCCAGUUCAGCAUGUGCCUCCUGGAUCGCUGGGACUACAUGAUGGCUGUCGCGGAAUUCCUCUUCCUGCUGUGGUCGGUGUACCUCUGCUACGCCGUGAGGACCGUGCCGUCGGCCUUCCACGAGCCUCGCUACAUGGCCAUCGCCGUUCACAACGAGCUCAUCCUGUCGGCGAUAUUCCACGUCAUCAGAUUCACUCUCUUGCUUGAGCUUAAUCCGGACUGGAUGCUGCUGCUGUUCUUCACCCACACCCACCUCACCGUCACGGUUACUUUGGGUUUGCUUCUUAUUCCAAAGUUCCUGUUCGCCGGCACCCACAUGAGAGACGACAUCGCCUCGGAGGCCUACGAGGACGAGCUGGACAUGGGCCGUUCGGGGUCCUACCUGAACAGCAGCAUCACGUCCGCGUGGAGCGAGCACAGCCUGGAUCCCGAGGACAUCCGGACACCCGACGAAAUGGGCCAUCUCAGUUCUAUUAAUGGCUGUGGCGUAAGAUCUUGUGACAGUCUUUGGGAAAAACGUACCAACGAAGAGCUGAAGAAGCUGUACUCCCAGUUGGAGAUUUACAAAAGGAAAAAGAUGCUGGCGAAUAAUCCUCAUCUGCAGAAGAAGAGAAGUUCCAAAAAGGGGCUUGGUCGCUCGCUGAUGCGGCGCAUCACAGAGAUUCCUGAGUCGGUGCAUCGGCAGUGCAGCCGGGAAGACAAGGACGGCGGGGAACACGGGAGCAACCGCAACAGCAUCUGCGUGCUGAAGAAAAACCCAAUCGAUGCAGGAAAGACUGCAAAAGAAGACACUCUGAAAAACAAGGUUUUUUCCCUGAAGAAGUCGCACAGCAGCUACGACCACGUCCGCGACCAAAGUGAGGAGCAACCGGCGACAGACAAGACGGAUGUGACCACGGCUGAGGGGUCCUUGCUGGAAACACUUAUGGGGAAGAAGCUGGUCAAGAAGAAGUCCAAUGAGACCAUGAACGCCCCCAGUGAAUCCACCGAGUCCGUUCCCUUGGUCUGCAAGUCGGCCAGUGCCCAUAAUCUCAAUGCGGACAAGAAACCUAUCCACCCCAGGGCCUCCAUGCUGCAGAAGUCCUUGAGUGUCAUCGCGAGUGCUAAAGAAAAGACACUGGGCUUGGCUGGAAAGACCCAGAACACAGAGGAGAACAGCAAGAAGAGUCAGCCAAAGAGCAAAGACACAAAUACCAAUGCGGAAGCAGAAAACGAAUGCCAGCCCAAGAUGAUCAUCAGCCAGUCCGUGGAAUACAAGCAAACUACCGCUAAAGGCCGAGUGAUGAAGCAGCCUGUUAGCGGCAGCCAGCCAACCAUCUCCUCUGACCCAGGCAAGGGAAAGGACACCUACGACCUCUCAGAAGUUUGUCCCUGGGAGGUGGAGGACCUGCCAACGCCAUCUGAGAACAAGGUCCAGAAGCAUGUGUCGAUCGCACCAGAAGAAACCACAACGAUUCAUGGAGGCAGCACCAAAGGGAGCAAACCCCAGAAACAAAAAGGUUCUGAUCAGUCUCCGCAUAGCGGAAAGCACCAGAAAGAGGCUCAGAGGACAUCAGCUGUUCGAGCUGAGAUAUGUCCGUGGGAAGAGGGAGGCGAAAGCCAAGUCAGUCCAGGAGAGGGGUCAAGGCAAUCUAAGACUAAGCAGCCUCACUCCUCAGUAGAAACCUCUAAAACUAGCCGGGCAGAUGUUUGUCCGUGGGACUUGGAAGAGCAACAAAAAGCUGCAGAAUCGACAAAGCAGAAAAAGAGUCCUUCUCCUGUGGACGGGAGAGGGAAGACCAUAGAUGCCCCAAAAGUAGGAGCGUCCCUGCAGCCACCAACAUCUAAAGUCGACGUGUGUCCGUGGGACUACGACAGCCCUGCAGCUUCUUUAAGUCCAGAGCGGACACCUGCGCAACCGUCAAAGACCAAGGACCUCCCUUCCAAAAAGAAAGGCGUCCUAUCCACAAGGACAGUGGAAAAAGAAAAACCUAAAGACGCUGGAGAUGAGAAAAGUAAAACAAAAGCAAAAGACAAGAGUAAAUCGUCAGAGAAACAAGUCAGCCAGCAAAAGCUGGCCGAGGUCUGCCCGUGGGAGGUAGAGGCUCCACCGGAUGUGCCGUUGGUAGAAAAACGGAGAAGCGCCAACGUGGGAGCAGCCAAAGCGAAGCCGGCGGACGUCUGUCCGUGGGAUUUUGAAGACAGAAAAGGUGCCGACCAAAAAGCACCUGCAGUGAAACAGGGUGCUAAAGGUGAAGCAGCGACCAACAAAGCCGACGUUUGUCCCUGGGACUUUGAGGAGAGCACAUCCAGCAAGAAGGCGUGACACUCACCAUGACGGACCACUACCGCGAUAGCUGUCGGUGUACGCUUGGUUUUUCACUGGAGAAUUGUUAAAAAUGUACCUUUUCCUCUUUGUACGGUGACUUGGAGGCUGAGUUGAUGGAGUUCCACAAGUUGCCUUCCUUUCCGAGGUUUAGUUCUGGUUUUACACAUUUUAGAAAAAAGCAAAACGUCUGAAGAUAAAAAAAACCUCCAUGAGCAUUCCAGAUAAUCCUGAACAUUCAACUGUAAACCGAUUAUGCAACUUUGAAUUCAACCGUUUUAACGUCACGAGCAACACUGCUGUCAUCGCAACAGUUCUUGUGUUGUUUUCGUCACGCGUGUUGUCAGGCAGAUGAUGGUGAAAAAACGAUGGAGAUAGUCUAAGAAAGCCAAAGAAUAAAAGAGAACUUCAAGGAAGGCUCAGGAGUGAACACAGAAGGAACAGAACUGUCCGAUAGCACUUUAGCAAACUCCAAAACUUUAGCGCAGAUUCCAUCCUAAUGUUUAUUUUUUUGUCCUUCUAUCAUCACUGCAAAAAUCCCAAAGGAUUUCCAACGUCAAACUUUAUUUCUGGUCUUUGAAUCUCUUUAAUUGUAACUCUCUACAGGUUUCAAUGCUUCCCAGUCUGCAGAGAUGUACUGUAUGUGCCUAAAUAACUAGCAUUGUCUUGUAUUAGUUUGAAGGGAAGCAAGCAGCUUCUCCGGCAGCAGAUUCUGUAAAACCGCAUGAGCAUCCAGGUACCAUGUAGCUGGACCCACACCUACGUCCUCUCAAGCAGCUGACGCGUCUUUAGCGCCGUCAGCCCGUCUUACGUUUGAGGAUAUUUACGAAACAAAGAGAAAACUAGAGCAGAUGUGAUUGUGUGUUGUUUGUAUGUUGUUUCUUCACGUGUGUAACAAAACCCAGGUUGAAAAAAUGUUCGAGAAAAGAAUCGGCACCAGCUUUGUUCAUGAUUCCAAUUUAGAUUUUGUGUUGCAGCAGGCUGUGGAAAAUAUAUACAAAGUUUAGUGUAAAUGGAGAAAUCAAUGUUAAAUAAAUGUUUGCUUUCCGAUUAUUAAAGAAAAAUGUACAAAAAAAAGAAACAAAAAAGAAACAAACCUGAUAUCCUUUUGGAUAUUAACGAAAUUCUCUUUCGCUAACACUCAGAUUUGAUUGGACAAGGCUCGUAGGGCAACCCAGCCCCCUCUUCCCCUCUCCAUAUCUGAGAGCUCAUAGCAAGGAGCUUGUGGCUCCGCCCACUGUAUUUUCUACUUCACAAAUACGACCUUUUUCAAACAACAUUUUUUCGUCUGCUCCAGAUUCACAGCAAUAUGUCCUCCAUCAUGACUAAAUUACCACUAGAACAGGUUAAAAACAACAUUUUUAUUGGCGUAGGUUUUUAAACACGAUGAGUAUUUGAGGAGUUCCACGUUUAUUUCUCGUCCUGUUUCUAUUAGCUGACAGUUUCUUAACCCUAGAACACUUUCACUAUAAAAAGUUACACUUUUGCCAGGUCAUUUUUACCCAAUAUAACAUAUCCAAUAAUAAGUAUUUCUCAUUAAAAAUAGAUCAAAAUAUGACAAUACAUGAUAAAUUAGUGGUUUAUGUAGAAAAAUGGAAAAAAAACAUAGGAAGAUCCUGAAAAUAUGCUUGAAAAUGACUGAAAAAUUAGGAAUUUGAGAAGAAAAAAUUCCUAAAAAAAAUAUUAAUGAUACUAGAGACUUGGUCUUUGGUCCACCCAUUCCUGGGACACGUGGGCCUCAAUCCAGGGACCAUGACAAUUAAAAAAAUCCUACAUAUUGAAAACCACGUAAAUACUUUUGCUUGGGUGCUCUAGGGUUAACAAAAUUGUCCCAUUGGAGACUUUUGCCUCUUUCAAACCCCUCCUUUAAUUAUUUUUUAAAAAAUGUGACCCGUCAUCAAGCGAGCGUUUCCUUUCUGCUUCCUCCCGUGGGAACCCUAACUGAGACAAAUAUACUGACUUAGCAUUAAAUCAAUCCAUGGCUGGUUUAGCGUCAUGUGACGAAGAACAUAAUUGUAACAACAAAAACACUUUAAAGCAGCUCCUCGUGAAAAAACAAAAAAUAUAAUCUAUAAAUAGACACCUGAUGAGUCGGUGGAACAUGUUUGGGUUCUUUUAUGUUUUACAAUAAAUAUCUGAUAUUAAGUCUAUUGGAAUGUAUUCAGAUUCAGUGGUUCAUUCAGCUAAAAAUGAUUGGAGUAAAUGACAAAUAUUUGAACCUUCUCUGAACAGUUUGCGGUCCUGUUUGGAGUCUGGUGGAAAUGAGUGAAUGUUGCUGCUGAUCGUCUGUAAAUCCCCAGGAAAUUCACAUUUUUCAAGUUGUGUGGAAAUCUGUGCAAAUCUGUAUAAAUAUUUGUUCAAAAAAGAGAUAAUCAGGUAACAAAUGUUUAGCACAUAAAAAGUGUGAUAUAUUUAUAGUUUGUGAAGAUGAAGUGAUGUUUGAGCUCCUUCUGGAUUAGGAACCGUCAGGCCUUGUUUCCAGAUACAUUUGUUCUGAGUAGAAAACUGGACAUUAACGGUCUUUAUUCCUCCUGAUUUGUGGAAAUGGUGUCAUUUAGUGAGAAGUCACUGGCUGUACACACAGCAAGUUUGAUCAAAUAUUUAAACUUAAGAGCGUCCUCUGUCAAUUUGUAUAGUCUUAAUGAAGCUUCCCAGUCAAGUGGGAUCCAAAUGGUUUAAAAGUGGGCAGAAAAUGUGGGCCCCAAUUGGGUUUGUCCGCAGUUUCAGUGGUACUCCCACCUGUGUUUGCCCACAUUAGCUCCUCUGCCUUGAGACCAACAGCCUGGGUGAAGACCCCACUUGCUCUGCCGGCCCCUGGUCAGCGCCGCUUGCUUGCUCUGCUGGCCCCUGGAUCGUGGCACUAGUUUGCUCUGCCGGCUCCUGGGCAGCGGUUCUAGCUUUCUCUGCCGAUACUGGAUGGUGGCUCUAGCUUGUUCGGCCGCCCCUGGAUGGUGGCACUCGCUUUUUCUGCUGGCCCCUUGGCUUUGGCGCUUGCUUGUUUGUUCUACCAGCCCCUGGGCGGUGGCCUUCACUUGCUCUGCCAGCCCCUUGGCGGUGGCCCUCGCCUGUUCUGGUGGCCCCUUGGCGGUGGCCCUCGAUUGUUCUGGCGGCCCUGGGCGGUGGCCCUUGCUUCUUUUGCCAGCCCCUUGGCGGUGGCCCUCGCUUGUUCUACCAGCCCCUGGGCGGUGGCCCUUGCUUGUUCUGCCAGCCCCUUGGCGGUGGCCCUCGCUUGUUCUGCCAGCCCCUUGGCGGUGGCCCUUGCUUCUUUUGCCAGCCCCUUGGCGGUGGCCCUCCUUGUUCUGCCAGCCCCUGGGCGGUGGCCCUUGCUUGUUCUGGCGGCCAGUGGGCAGUGGCCCUCGCUUGUUCUGCCAGCCCCUGGGCGGUAGCCCUUGCUUGUUCUGGCGGCCAGUGGGCAGUGGCCCUCGCUUGUUCUGCCAGCCCCUGGGCGGUGGCCCUUGCUUAUUCCGCCAUCCCCUUGCCGGUGGCCCUCGCUUGUUCUGGCGGCCCCUGGGUGGCAGCGCUAGCUUGCUCUGCCAGACCCUUGGUGGCGGUACUUGCUUGGUCUGGCCCCCCCUGGAUGGCGGCACUAGCUUGCUCUGUCGGUCCCUGGGCGGUGGCCUCACCUUCUUUGCCAGACUCUAGGCAGUUGAACUUGCUAUGCUAUCCACCCUGCGACUGGCUAGCAUAGUGACCCCCUUAAGCCAAUGUGGGCAAGCACAGAUGGGGCCACCAUGGAAACUGCAGACAAGACCACAUUUUCUGCCCACUUUUAAACCAUGAAGCCUACUUGCUGGCUGGGUUUGCACAAACGUUUGUCAAAUGAUUUUAGCCUCCCUUGAACUCCAGAACAAACGUUUGGAUUUUUGAACACAAUUUGGAAUUUUAGCAGAUUAGGAAUUCCCUUUCAGUUGAUUUAGUUGGUUCAACACAUGUACUAUUUGUAGUACACAGUACAUGUGUUGUACCUCCUUCCUCUCCUUCAGGGACUCUAUUGUCACUCGUGCAACAAGGCAUCAAAACGUAUGAGGUAAUGUGGGGUAGAUCUCAUGUAAAAGGUGUUUGCUAGCUGAUGCUGUAGUUCUGCAUCCGAGUUCCUUCAUGAUUCUCAGAUCUAGCAAGGUGUUUUUUUUCUUUUACUCCCAAUUUAAAGCGAUAAAUUCCCCAAAAAGUCUUUAAAGUUUGACUCUUUGUUCUCCCAGUUGAAGAAUUCCUUGUUUCCUUUGCACCAACAGCGUUUCUCUGUUUCCAUAGUCGUCUCUGUACUGAGCCGUGUACCACAUCACCUGUUACUGUUUCUCUGGGUAUCAUCUCUGUAAUUUAUCCUCAGCAUCCAUGACUCCAUGCAGGUUUGAACCUCAGCUUUGGUUCCUUCUUUCCAUUGUCUUGGCUAGCUACAUUUUUUUUUACUUCUUUUAUUUUUGUGGCCCACCCCGGUCUACUACUACUACUGCUACUACUACUACUACUACUCAAUGCUGUAACGUCGUAAUUCUUGCUCUUGUGGCUUCUGCAUGAAUCAAGAAAUUAGUAGGACCAAUGUUUCACUGCCCUUGAUAGAAUAAAAAAUAAAAAAGUGAUCUUUUUUGGACUGUUACCAGUUGUAUAGUGAGUGAUCUUGUACCUAACCCACUGUAUUCUGUGCUUGUUAUGACUAUUGCUCUAUGACAAGCUUAUAGCAUCGAUAUAUGGGAAUAUUUGGUAGAUUUUUAUUGUGUUACAUUGUGAUAGCAUGUACAUAAAGAUACCUCCUCUGCAAUAAAUAUUUAUAUGAAAGCGGA